Messenger RNA from Cylicocyclus nassatus, 3355 nucleotides. Lineage: Eukaryota; Metazoa; Nematoda; Chromadorea; Rhabditida; Strongylidae. The record is from the annotation of a GenBank genome assembly.
AUGAGUUGUUAUGCUAAGGCGAAAGAGGAGGCGGAAGAAAUGUGUGUUGAGGGUUGUUGCCCCGAUACCGGUCACCUCAAACCCGUAAAUCUACCGCAGUACUCUUAUCAUCAAACGGUUGUGGAGCACGGUCUCCAUCUGUACACGAACAAAACGGCUCGUGAAAAGCAUCGAAGUGUUAGCGCCGAAGAGGCAGCAGCGGUACCAGACGCUGUUAGUACCGGUAGUUCACCGGAUACGGAACGUUUUAUUAAAGCACAACAACCAAGAUUUUACGCAAACGCAAUGAAACCCGUAAUGCCACCAAUACAUCCACCAACAUCACGUUCAAAAACAUUGGCAUGGUUCCUAGCCGACGAUCUGUUGGCUGAAAAGAAAAAUGCACCGGCAAACGGUUCCAUGAAGACGGAUGGCAAAACUCCACAAGCCGCCGUUCCACCCGCUGGCAAAUCCGAAGACAAAAAACGUCGUCGUGCGUUGCGUCGUGCCAAAAAGAGCGAAGCUGCGCAACUAGAACUAGCUGAAGCGGAAGCUAAUGCUGCCGCAUUGGAAGAUCUGUUCGCUAAUGAUCGUCAGCGAGUGUUGAGCGGUGGUGAUGAUUAUUGGUAUUAUGAUGUGGCAUCGGAUGGAUAUUAUUAUGAACAAAAUGGUGCAAAAGGAUGGAGACGUCGUAUGCCAAAUUCGGCAAUGCAACGUAUCAAAGAACAGGAGAUGGCACAACUGGCAAGUGGUGGCAAGAUGCCAAUCUUGAAUGCUGCACAGGCGCAUGCAUUUUUGCAAAGUGCACUCUUCUCACAACCAGCACUAAAAUACUAUGAUGCGAAUUCUGAUGGAUUUUUCUAUGAGAUGGCCUCAGUCGACGGUUGGAAACGUCGUCAACCUAACAAACCAGUACAUCAAUCACUAAAUGGUCUAAAUACUGCCACGGUACCAACGGCAGCAGCUGCGGCACCCACGAAUGACACCAGUCGCAAUAGUUAUGGCGCAACUUUGGCCCGAGGACAAAUUCCACGUCCCCAUUGUGUACUCGAUGAUAGUAGCGCUUCUUCAUCGGUUAGCGAGGAUACCAGCUUACAGGACGUGUUCGGUCUAGACACAGCAUUCAGUGGAUUAACAAUGGGAUGUGAUAGUCCAUUCCGACCAACGCUUAACUCGUCCUCGACCACUACAAACUCGACCACAUCGACUAACACCGUUAACAACAACCAUAAUACUACCACCACCGCAGCUACCGUAUCCCGACCAGAUUCGCUAUCACUUUGUGAUCAGAUUCUACCUGGAUUUAAUGCCGAUAAAUUUAUCCAGGAUCUAUCAUUUUCCGGACUGGAUCCGGCUAAGGUCCUCGGUUCUGUUUCGCGCACACCAGCCGAUCCAUGGGCAUCGCGAUGUGGUGGCUGGACUUUACCACCAUUUGACAAGCCGACGACGACGUUCACAUCGUCACUGAUUGAGGAGGAUGACAACUCGUCCAUGCUUCUCAAGGACCUCGAGAAGAUUUGGGCGACGCCAGUUGGCGGUCUAAAUGCCUGAGAGAAAGAUGUAAAAGAGAGAGGAACAAUUAGCGCUAGGACUGGCUGAUUCAUCAGCGUAGCCGCCCGACAUUGAACAUUUAUACAAAAUUAUACAUUUUAUAUACAGACACAGCAUGAUUCUGUUUUUUGUUCUUCCUUAGUUUCAUCGCAACUCACUCAAAACUUGCUCCUUGUAUUAGCGUAUCGUACUCAUCGUGCUUUCCGCCCCCUGUUCGUUGAGCGCGUAUGUUAUCGAAAUGUACAUAGUUAUAUCUAGGAUGCAAGCGUAUUAACUCUAGCUUACAAUUUCUUCCUCGAGAAGUUCUGCGGAAUGUCGUCAGUCGUUCAGUAGAGAUUCAUCACUGUUGUGUUUUUCUUUCUCUUCUCUUCCUCUUCCUUUUUUUUGGAUUUUGUUCGCCUUCAUCUCUUUCGUUUCGCCUACCUUCAAUUGGGGUGCAAGACGACGAGUGUGUGACGACGGCGGUGGUGCAGCUGUAGAUCGGCUUAGUGACCGCCUCGUCUCAAAUUUUAUAUCCAUCCCCUUGGAAUUUUGAUUUUUUGUGAAAAUUGUAGGAUUUAUAACGUUUUGUGUCCUCGCUUCCAAGGCGCGUUCUUUCCCAAUUCAAUUCGUUUUCUUUUUUUGAGGGCUUCGUGUUUUGGAGUUACAUAUCUGCCGCGUGUUCUUUGAAUUUUCCUCCGAUGUUGAUGUAUCUGCAACGUCUGUAAAAGUGCGUAGGAAACCACUACUGGUGCAGGGACAUGUCCCACCAUCCCCCAACACAAUCUGUGCUUUGUUCUGUUGUGAAAAACUCUUGGUACAUUGUUUUUCUUUUUGCUGAAUUGUAGAGCUGUCCGUGUGCUUUGUGCUUUGUGCCUUGGGGUUGGCGCGCAUGUCUUCGAAAAAAACUUAGCCUUGCAUCCACACUUUGCCACAAUUCUAUACAUAGUUUCUAGGUCAUAUCCCCUUUUUUCAUCAUGUAUUUUUCCUCUUUUCCUUCGCUUAUUGAGAGCUGUUGUGUUCUCAUGGCUUUAUGUGUGUCAUGUUAGUAGAUGCGGCGAGUGUUUCCUCCUCUACGCUCUUCUGUCUGACAAUUUAGUUCACAUAGUUGAUAUAGCUAGGACCUGUAUAGUAUAAUUACAGUAAGAAUUAGGCGUCACUUUGCUAGUGUUGUCCGAAUUCUUUUCUGUCUAGGAAGCAUUUGAAGACGUGGUACCUCUGUGCUCUAUCGUCGUGAAGUUGAUGUCUGUAGUUUUGCGUCAAUUGUGUAGGAUUAAGCCCUCUUUUCCAGCCCCCACUUACAAUUCAUCACAUCAUCUUUUUCCUUCGAUCAUCACUAUUCCAUUCAUCCAAUUCAUCAUUCAUUCGUCCAUCCUCCCCCAUCAUCGCAUCACGAAUUCCUUGAGUACGGCGGGUCGUUUGCUGUAUGUCUGUCUUCGAUGUGUGUCGCUAUGUCUGUAAUUGUUCGUGUCGAGGUACGUAAUAAGAGGAGUAGUGCAUAUUAAACAUGCAUACGAUAUAUAUGUACUGUAAAUAUAUAUAUCGUCUGUACAAUAAUAAGUUUUUUCUCUUUUUUUUCUGAUUUCUGGUUAGAGUUUCUGUUACAUAUGUGUACGAAGAUAGUUCUAUGCACAUGUUCAUUUUGUCUGUCUCUUCUUAGCCAUCCACCACCCCCUGAAAAUUUCACUUCAACGAUACUUUGCUUUGAUUUACGCUGUGUAUUGUUUUGUGUGAUGUAUGAUGUAUUUCCCAUCCUCCAUACGUCCACAUUACAUUUCAUUUUUUUCGUCUGUUAUCUUUAGUAGUGUAAUUCGGCUGAGGGAAAUCAUAAAUAUGAAGUUUAUUC